Molecule: messenger RNA, 489 nt
Organism: Papaver somniferum (opium poppy)
Lineage: Eukaryota; Viridiplantae; Streptophyta; Magnoliopsida; Ranunculales; Papaveraceae
Exons: 1
Coding region: 1-489 (162 amino acids)
Source: RefSeq, a predicted model, not a curated record
AUGAGUCCUUUCGAGGUUGUUUAUGGAUACAACCCACGAGCACCGGUGGAUUUAGCACCUGUUCCUGAUUUAAAGAGAGUUGACGCUAAAGCUAACGAGCGUAUCCAACAAUUGCAACAAGUUCACAAGUUUGCUCAAGAACAUUUAACUCGGGCUAAUGAGAAGUAUAAGAAAGCGGCGGAUAAGAAGCGCAGAGAGGUGAAUUUUGAGGUAGGAGAUUUUGUGUGGGAAAUAUUAACAAAGGAUCGAUUCUCUUUAGGUGACUAUAAUAAGCUGAAGGCAAGGAAGAUUGGUCCAGUGGAAAUUCUUGCAAAAAUUAAUCCAAAUGCUUAUAAGUUGAAACUGCCUAGCCAUAUACGUACCUUUGUUGUUUUUAAUGUCAAACAUUUGGUGCCAUAUCAUGGAGAAAAUACAAAUGAUGUGGAUCAGCAAAAUUCGAGGACGAAUUUCUCUCAACCCCGGGAGAAUGAUGCAGAUGAGUCGGUUUAA